AUGCCCAUGGAACCAAGGAACCAAACCAGCACACACGAAUUUAUCCUCCUGGGGCUUUCAGAAGAUCCAGAACAGGAGACUGUCCUCUUUGCUCUGUUCCUCUGUAUGUAUGUGGUCACAGUCGUGGGCAACCUGUUGAUCAUCCUGGCCAUCAGCUCAGACUUCCACCUCCACACCCCCAUGUACUUUUUCCUGGCCAAUCUCUCCUUGGUUGAUUUCUGCCUGGCCACCAACACCGUCCCCAAGAUGCUGGUAAACAUCCAAAUCAACAACAAGUCAAUCUCUUAUCCCUGCUGCCUGACCCAAAUGUACUUUUUCCAUUUCUUUGGCAUCAUGGACAGUGUCUUAAUAGCUGUGAUGGCUUAUGACAGGUAUGUGGCUAUUUGUCACCCUUUACACUAUACCACCAUCAUGAGCCCACGCCUCUGUGUCCUGCUGGCUGGUGGCCUGUGGGUGUUUUCCUGCUUCAUUUCCCUCACCCACAUCCUUCUGAUGGCCCGUCUGGUUUUCUGCGGCAGCAAUGAGUUACCUCACUACUUCUGUGACCUCACUCCCCUUCUCAAGCUUUCUUGUACUGACACCUCUGUGAACAAGAUCUUUGUGCUCAUCGUGGCAGGGAUGGUGAUAGUCACACCUUUCAUCUGCAUCUUGGCCUCCUAUGCUCGCAUCAUCAUGGCCAUCAUAAAGGUCCCCUCUGCAGGUGGCAGGAAGAAAGCCUUUUCCACCUGCAGCUCUCACCUCUCUGUGGUCUCCCUUUUCUAUGGGACCACCAUUGGGGUUUAUCUGUGUCCUUCAUCUGUCGGCACAGCUUUGAAAGAGAAAGCCUCUGCUGUAAUGUACACUGCAGUCACCCCCAUGCUGAACCCUUUUAUCUACAGCCUGAGGAACAAAGACCUCAAAGGGGCCCUGAGGAAGCUCAUCAACAGAAGAAUCACCUCAUCUUCCUGA
Equus quagga is the source of this 948-nucleotide messenger RNA. Its product is annotated as olfactory receptor 24. The transcript has a single exon. Lineage: Eukaryota; Metazoa; Chordata; Mammalia; Perissodactyla; Equidae. The coding region runs from base 1 to 948 and encodes 315 amino acids. The record is from RefSeq and is a predicted model, not a curated record. Gene Ontology annotation, molecular function: G protein-coupled receptor activity; olfactory receptor activity. Gene Ontology annotation, biological process: G protein-coupled receptor signaling pathway. Gene Ontology annotation, cellular component: membrane.